AUGGCCGGCAGAAGCCGCCGCUCCUGGCUGGCCGUCCUGCUGGGGCUCGUCCUGGGCUUCGUCCUGGCCUCCCGGCUCGUCCUGCCCCGCGCCGCCGACCUCCGCCGGGCCGGCCCCCGCCGCCAGGCCGCCCUCCGGGGCUGCCCCCCGCCGCCGCCGCCGCCCGCCGCCCGCCUGCAGCAGCGCCUGCAGCAGCAGCAGCAGCAGCAGCAACCGCUGCAGCCGCAGCCCGGGGCAGCGCGGGGCGGCGGCCUCCUCCUCCUCCCGCCCCGCGCCCACGGCUUCCUCUUCGUGGGCGUCAUGACGGCCCAGAAGUACCUGCACGGACGAGCCGUGGCCGCCUUCAGAACCUGGUCCAAGACUAUCCCUGGGAAAGUUGAAUUCUUCUCCAGUGAAGGUUCAGACACAUCUAUUCCGAUCCCUAUCGUGCCCCUACAAGGUGUCGAUGACUCCUACCCACCCCAGAAGAAGUCCUUCAUGAUGCUCAAGUAUAUGCACGACCACUACCUGGACAAGUUUGAAUGGUUUAUGAGAGCGGACGACGAUGUCUACAUCAAAGGGGACCGGCUGGAGAAUUUUCUGAGGAGUCUGAAUAGUAGCGAACCCCUCUUUCUCGGGCAGACAGGGCUGGGCACCACGGAAGAGAUGGGAAAGCUGGCGCUGGAACCUGGCGAGAACUUCUGCAUGGGGGGGCCCGGUGUGAUCAUGAGCCGUGAGGUGCUGCGGAGAAUGGUCCCCCACAUUGGAGAGUGUCUGCGAGAAAUGUACACCACCCAUGAGGACGUGGAAGUGGGGAGAUGCGUGCGGAGGUUUGCGGGAGUGCAGUGCGUCUGGUCUUAUGAGAUGCAGCAGCUGUUUUAUGAGAACUACGAACAGAACAAGAAGGGUUACAUCCGAGACCUGCAUAACAGCAAAAUACACCGAGCCAUCACCUUACAUCCGAACAAAAACCCCCCAUACCAGUAUAGACUUCACAGCUACCUGCUGAGUCGCAAGAUAGCGGAGCUGCGUCAUCGAACCAUCCAGCUCCACCGAGAGAUCGUCCUGAUGAGCAAAUACAGCAACACCGAAAUUCAGAAGGACGAUCUCCAGUUAGGGAUUCCACCGUCCUUUAUGCGCUUUCAACCCCGCCAGCGGGAGGAGAUUCUGGAAUGGGAGUUCCUCACCGGAAAGUACCUGUACUCCGCCACUGAGGGCCAGCCUCCUCGGAGAGGGAUGGACUCCUCUCAGAAGGAAGCCUUGGACGAUAUCGUGAUGCAAGUGAUGGAAAUGAUCAAUGCGAACGCCAAGACCCGUGGACGCAUCAUUGAUUUCAAAGAGAUACAGUACGGCUAUCGCAGGGUCAAUCCUAUGUACGGGGCUGAGUACAUUCUGGACCUGUUACUCCUGUACAAAAAACACAAAGGGAAAAAAAUGACGGUCCCCGUGAGAAGGCACGCCUACCUGCAGCAGACCUUCAGCAAGAUCCAGUUCAUGGAACAUGAAGAGAUGGAUGCCAAAGAGCUGGCCAAUAAAAUCAAUCAAGAAUCCGGGUCCCUGUCUUUCCUCUCCAACUCCCUGAAGAUGUUUGUGCCCUUCCAGCUCCCCGGAUCCAAGAGCGAGCACAAAGAACCCAAAGAUAAGAAGAUAAACAUCUUGAUCCCCCUCUCUGGCCGUUUCGAUAUGUUUGUCAGGUUCAUGGGGAACUUCGAAAAGACCUGUCUCAUUCCCAAUCAGAAUGUCCGGCUGGUGGUCCUCCUCUUCAAUUCUGACUCUAACCCUGACAAGGCCAAGCAAGUUGAAUUGAUGAGAGAUUAUCGCGUCAAGUAUCCUAAAGCCGACAUGCAGAUUUUGCCCGUUUCCGGAGAAUUCUCGAGAGCCCUUGCCCUGGAAGUUGGAUCGUCCCAAUUCAACAAUGAGUCUCUGCUCUUCUUCUGCGAUGUGGACCUGGUGUUCACUGCAGAGUUUCUGCAACGAUGUAGGGCCAACACCGUUUUAGGCCAACAAAUCUAUUUUCCCAUUAUCUUUAGCCAGUAUGAUCCAAAGAUUGUUUACAGUGGGAAAGUUCCCAGCGACAACCAUUUUGCCUUCACUCAAAAAACAGGCUUCUGGAGAAACUAUGGAUUCGGCAUCACGUGUAUUUAUAAGGGAGACCUCGUUCGAGCAGGUGGUUUUGAUGUGUCCAUCCAAGGCUGGGGCCUUGAGGAUGUAGAUCUUUUCAACAAAGUUGUCCAAGCUGGUCUAAAGACUUUUAGAAGCCAAGAAGUUGGAGUAGUGCAUGUUCACCACCCUGUCUUCUGCGAUCCCAAUCUCGACCCCAAACAGUAUAAAAUGUGCUUGGGAUCCAAAGCGUCGACUUACGGGUCAACUCAGCAGUUGGCUGAAAUCUGGCUUGAGAAAAAUGACCCAAGUUAUGGGAAAAGCAGCAAUAAUAAUGGCUCAGUGAGGACAGCCUAAUAAUGUCCAGCUCUGCUGGAGAAGACUUUUUUUAAUUAUCUAAUUUAUUUUUAAAGUUUUUUUAUAUUGAUAGGUCAUUUUUGAAGUCCACACAAGGAUCUAUUUUAGAAAUGAUUUUCUUAUCAAGAACUCCUCGAAGAAUGAGCUUUUUUGAACAACAAAAAAAAUGUGAUCGUUAUUUGCCUUUGAAGAUAACAUCUUGCUGAACAUUAUUCUAGCAGACCUGGAUUAUCAUGAUGACUUGAAAUAGAACUUUAUGAGGAACAAAAGACUUUUUUUUUAACUUUUCAUUCCAGUCUUCUUUGUCUUUGUUACAGUCCUGUAGAAGAAAACCUGACCAUUCAAACGAAGAAUUAUUGUAACAAAAACACUGUACCUUUGGUAAAUAAUCUGUUGACUGUUAUCAUUGCACAGAUUCUCCCUUUUUUAGCUCUUUUUCUUCAUUUUUUUGCAUUUUCUUUUUUUGAACAAAAGCCAUGUUGUGUUCCAAUGUAAAACAAAAAAAAAAAAAAGAAAAACAAAACAAAAGUGCAACAGAACUAAUGUUUCUUGUUUUCAGGCCUACUUUGAGAGAUUGGUUGUUCCACCCAGUUGACCAUUUGGCUCACUGGGAUUCUGUAAACUUUAGGGGGAAAAGAGGGAAGCACAAUAUGUUCUCCAGUUCCUUCUCUCAUAGCAAUUUGUCUUAUAGUGAUCCUAAGCAGAUCACAAAUUCCAUGGAGGUUGUGUCCUCUUUUACUAACCCCCCUGUUUCAGACUAAAGAGUUAAAUGUUCAUUUUUAGAAUGACACAACAAAAUAAUUGCUGUUUUCAAAGAAAAGUAAAAUAAAAAGUUCCCUUCCUAAUUAGGCAUUGGGGAAAAAAAAAUAAAGGCUUCUGUAACUGAUUGCAUUCACCUUAUCCAAUCUCUGUUAUGUUGGAAGUGAUUAUUUCCUUCUUUGAGUACUAGCUUGUUUAUUUUCUGUAUCUGAUAUACCUUUAAUUUAUUAUCGAUUGUUUAGAUUCCUGUCCUUUUCUUGGAUACCUGUUAGUCAUUAAUAUUUAUGUACAUUAGGAGUAUAAGCUCACUGUUAAGAUAGUGUAUGUCUUAUUUGCAGUAAACUGAUCUCCAAAGA
Molecule: messenger RNA, 3551 nt
Organism: Tachyglossus aculeatus (Australian echidna)
Lineage: Eukaryota; Metazoa; Chordata; Mammalia; Monotremata; Tachyglossidae
Gene: CHSY1
Product: chondroitin sulfate synthase 1
Exons: 3
Coding region: 1-2436 (811 amino acids)
Cellular component (GO): Golgi cisterna membrane
Molecular function (GO): glucuronosyl-N-acetylgalactosaminyl-proteoglycan 4-beta-N-acetylgalactosaminyltransferase activity
Source: RefSeq, a predicted model, not a curated record